Messenger RNA from Spinacia oleracea (spinach), 423 nucleotides. RefSeq names its product gibberellin-regulated protein 6. Lineage: Eukaryota; Viridiplantae; Streptophyta; Magnoliopsida; Caryophyllales; Amaranthaceae. The coding region runs from base 77 to 373 and encodes 98 amino acids. The transcript has 2 exons. The record is from RefSeq and is a predicted model, not a curated record.
UCCCAAACAUAAGCAACCCACAAUUAACCAAGAAUUCUCUUAAACACCCCUCUCCUAAUUGUUCUUUGAAGUUAAAAUGGCCAAUAUUAAGGCUUUCUCUUUGCUUUUGGCUUUCCUCGUCGUUUCCAUGCUUAUUGCAGACGUUUAUGCUGGAGUCAACUAUUACGGGAAUAACAGUUUGAAACCUUAUCAAUGUCAAGGACGUUGUACUCAGAGGUGCUCAAAGGCUAGAAAAACUCAUGAAUGCAUGUUCUUUUGCUUGAAGUGUUGCGCCACAUGCCUUUGCGUUCCACCAGGCACCUAUGGAAACAAAGAAGUCUGCCCUUGCUACAACAACUGGAAGACUAAGAGGGGAACUUCCAAGUGCCCUUAAUUUCAUUGCAUUUAGAGAUGGAAUAAAGCUCUAACAUUUACGUAUUACUG